Molecule: messenger RNA, 1799 nt
Organism: Benincasa hispida (wax gourd)
Lineage: Eukaryota; Viridiplantae; Streptophyta; Magnoliopsida; Cucurbitales; Cucurbitaceae
Gene: QWRF3
Product: QWRF motif protein (DUF566)
Biological process (GO): spindle assembly
Cellular component (GO): nuclear microtubule; cytoplasm
Molecular function (GO): microtubule binding
Source: RefSeq, a predicted model, not a curated record
AAAACGAUAAAUCCGAUUCUGUUAAAUGAUUUUCUCUUCGUAACUAACUCCCUUUUCCUCCUCAAAUACGGAGCAAAGUUGCCGGCGUUCAUGAAACCAUGAAGAAUGACAAUCAAACACUGGUUUCCGAUCAGAUUCGGAGACCCAGAAGACCCAAAUCUCGUGAGGUAAGUUCCCGAUUUCUCUCGCCGGCCUCUGCAACUGACACCACCACCGCUCCGUCGUCGUCGUCUCCCACUCAACCUCUUUCCCCCACUCAUCGGAGAUCAAGAGGGGGUUCAUUCGAUGCUCGUAAGCACCGAAGCCAAGAAGGGUCCUUAUUCGUUCAUGGACUUUGGCCUUCUUCCUCCUCUACUUCUAAGAGAUUCGAUACUCUGGCUGAUCAUCUUGGAAAUGAACGAUUGGAGGACGAGAAAUUCACUGGCAAUCCGUCACUCAAUAAACAGAGAAGUUCCAGAGAGUUGAGUAAUCUCGAACCGGAAAAUGAAUGCGCCAAAGAAAACGAUAGACCCAUUAUUGGGGGUUCUUUGAGAUAUUGCGGGAAAAUACAGGGGAAGAACGUAAGCUCUUUGUCUUCGAAAUUACCAGUACAGAGUUUGGAAUCUGGGAGACUGUCAGUGGAUGAGAAUGCUCUGUUUGGAAGGUCAUCAAGAAGACGAUCAGACAAUUUCAAGAACAGUUUCGACUUAGAAUCCGAUUACAACGACAUUGGGUCUCCGAUGAUGCUGGAAAAAACGCCGACUGUAAUCUGCCGGAAAUCGGGUCUAAUAGUCCCUUCCAAGUAUAUGAAUGAUGUACCAUCACGAAGGCUUCGAAGGGGGUCUUCAGAUUCAAGCCUCCCAACUCCUGUUUCAUUCGAGGGUUCUCCAACGGCAAAGAAAACUUCGGGAAAAAACCCAUUUCAACGAGCUAAUUCAAUUUCGGGACAUGGGAAUUCAAUGUCGCAGUGGGCGUUAUCGCCUGGACGGUCAGGUUCGCCGCCGAUGUCGGUGGAGAGCAAAGAAAAACCGAUGUCGUUUUCUAGUUUAAAACCUGCAAGAACCCCAUCAAAAGGCGCAACGGGUAUGGAGAAGUUGCUUAACUUGGGAUUGGAUUUGUUCAAGAGCAGAAAAUUUUCGAUUUCUACCACAACAACAUCUCCUAUAGGGCCUGCAGUUUCAGAUAAUGUUCAUCAGCUUAGAAUGUUUCAUAAUCGAUUGGUACAGUGGCGUUUUGCCAACGCUAAAGCUCAUUCUGCUAGUGAAAACUUGGCUAAUUUAGUAGAGAAAAAUUUGGCUAGUGCUUGGCAUGAUAUUGCUAAAUUGCAGCAUUCAGUGCAACAAAAGAAGUUGCAGCUCCAGAAAGAAAAACUCCAAUUCAAGUCGAACUUAAUUCUCCUUUCUCAACUGAAGCCAUUAGAAAGCUGGGGAACUAUGGAAAGACAACAUUUAACUGCACUUUCAAUGACCAAAGAUUGUUUACAUUCUGUUAUCUGCAGGGUGCCACUCAUUGAAGGUGCAAAGAUUGAUGCUCAAACAAUCUCCAUGGCAUUCAGACAAGCUUCUGAUGUUGCAAUCUCUAUGAAGUCCAUGAUGACUAUAUAUGCGCCAGUGGCCACGGAAACUGCUUCUUUGCUUUCAGAAUUAGCAAGAGUGGUCAUACAAGAGAGAUUGCUUUUAGAGGAGGUACUUGAACUCCAAAAAACCAUAUCAGCACUAGAGAUGGAAGAAAUGAGUUUGAAAGGUGCUAUAAUUCAAAUGAAAACAAGGCAACAUCAUUUGCAGCUGCAAGAACAAAAUGAAGAAGCUUCCAUUACAUGA